Messenger RNA from Lactuca sativa (garden lettuce), 668 nucleotides. Its product is annotated as MFP1 attachment factor 1. NCBI's taxonomy places the organism in Eukaryota, Viridiplantae, Streptophyta, Magnoliopsida, Asterales, Asteraceae. Gene Ontology annotation, biological process: lateral root development; mitotic cell cycle. The record is from RefSeq and is a predicted model, not a curated record.
UUCUUUACUUCCAACUCGGUCUUCGACACAACAAAACUCAGAGAGAAUAUGACGGACCAAACCGAGGAACAAACGACAACAGUUGCCGCCGGAGAAGAUUCCGAUAUCACCGUCAAACAGGCGAAGCCGUCAGUCGAUGAGACAGUGAAGAAGCUGGAAAAGAUGAGCUUCAGCAUUUGGCCGCCAACGCAACGCACUCGCGACGCCGUCAUCAAGCGUCUCAUCGAGACACUUUCCGACAAAUCUGUCCUCUCCGAUCGUUAUGGAAUAGUACCUGCUGAUGAGGCCGCCGAUGUCGCCAGUCGCAUCGAGGAGGACGCCUUUAAUGCCGCCUCCGCCUCACCUGUCGCUGCUAACGACGACGGAAUCGAGAUCCUUCAAUGUUACUCGAAAGAGAUCAGUAAGCGAAUGCUUGACACCGUUAAGUCCAGAUCUGCCUCAUCAGCUGCCUCCCUGACUCCAGAUGAAAAGGACGGUGCAACCACCGAUUCUUCUGCUCAGGAUGGAGAAAGCUCGACCGUGGAAGCCUAAUCUUAGAGCUUUUGCAAACGAUCUAAAAUAUCGAUGCGUAUGUUCAUUUGACUUUUAUGGAUUUCUGUCUUAAUCGUACAUCUGUUCGAGGGUUCUGGGAUUUAAUAUGUUAUAUAUCACAUCUUCUUAAAUUUCUA